This is a messenger RNA of Vigna umbellata (rice bean), 1134 nucleotides long. Lineage: Eukaryota; Viridiplantae; Streptophyta; Magnoliopsida; Fabales; Fabaceae. The record is from RefSeq and is a predicted model, not a curated record.
AUGGUGAGGAAGACAGAAGAAGUGGUUGUGAUAAAAAAAGUCAAUGCUUCAAAUAAAAAACAAGAGAGAAAACCACCAAGUAAAGGUGGCUUUUCAAAAACAAAGGAUAUUGCGGUUGUAAAGGGUAGUGAUGCGAAGGUUUCAAAAACAAAGGAAAUUGAGGUUGUAAAGGUUAGUGAUACUGAAGAUACAACUUCUUUGGAACUUGAAGCUGAUGAUACAAAUUCUGAUUCCUCAGAAGCUGAAGAUAUGAACUCUGAUGAAUCAGAAACUGAAUAUAUGACUGCUGAGAAAUCUGAAACUGAGAAUAUAAAUUCUGAGGAAUCAUCAGAAGAAGUUGAGGAUUCAGAUGAUGAGCCACCAAGCUCUCUCGCGGAUUUGGAUAUAAAAAGGAGUAAUAAUUUGUAUGUUGAUGAAAGGGUUCACUUCAGUAUUCAGGGGUUGAAUUAUGGAGGGCCACCCAAAGAUAUUCAAUCGAAGGAUAAGGGAAUUUUCAAUGCUGAUGAAAGCUCUCUCGCGGAUUUGGAUAUAAAAAGGAGUAAUAAUUUGUAUGUUGAUGAAAGGGUUCACUUCAGUAUUCAGGGGUUGAAUUAUGGAGGGCCACCCAAAGAUAUUCAAUCGAAGGAUAAGGGAAUUUUCAAUGCUGAUGAAAGGAGAGACAGAGCGAUGAUGCGACACUUGACGAGAGUGCGAACUGGUGGCUUUUCUUCUAAGGCAAAUGCAAAGAAUUUUGAUGCGGAGGUUUCAAAUGCAGAGGAUAGUGAUGUUGAAGAUGUAGAGGAUAGCGAUGCUGAAGAUACAAAUUCUGAGGAAUUUGAAGCUGAUGAUGAUACAAAUUCUGAGAAGUCAGAAGACGGCGUUACAAAUUCUGAAGAAUCUCAAGCUGAGAGUUCAAAUUCUGAAUCAGAAGCUGAUGAAGCAGAAGAUGAAGAUAUAAGUUCUGAGGAAUCUCAAGUUGAGAGUUCAAAUUCUGAAGAAUCAGAAGUUGAUGAAGCAGAAGAUGAAGAUAUAGGUUCUGAGGAAUCUGAAGCCCAGGAUAUAAAUUCUGAGGAAUCAUCAGAAGAAGUUGAGGAUUCAGAUGAUGAGCCACCAAGGCCCCUCAUUGAUAUAAGGGGCGUAAUUUGUAUACUGUAA